AAAGCUUUUACGACCAAGUCAGGCUUAUCAAAAUGCCUCGUGAGCGCUACUUAUAAGCGUGACAGUCAGUCAUCUCCUCAGAAGCUUUCACACACAAAUGAACCAUUAGAUGAUCCAGUAUCAAUCAACAUGGUAAAGCUCUCGAUUGUGGACCUCAAAGGCGGAGUUAGUGCCAUAGCCAUUGUAUGGGCCACCAUUGUUGGAUUACUCGUAGCCAGAAAGAAAGAGAGCAGGAGUUCCUUGUCCUGGAACUUGCAGCAGUCCUUUCAUCGUGCUGCGACGGAAACAACAACAACCAUCACUACCGGUAGCAGUAGCAGUAGAAGCGAUUCAAAAACUGCAUGGAAUGUCAAUUCCGAGCGAUGGCUGAAGGGUCCUCGGUUCCGCAAUUCCAAUGAUCCCUUGAUCGUUAAUGAUGAAGAGUACUUGCAGAAAACAAUCCUCCGUAUUCCCCACUUGCUGGACAAUGAGGAGUAUCUAAAGGAUCUCUUGGAACAGACAUUGGCCAUUCAGGGUUCUCAAAUUCUGGAUUUCUCGUACCAGAACCUUUCCACGACCACAGCCGCUGUAUCCUUGGAAGAGCGGCGCCUAUGGAAUAUUCGCCUCCACUAUCUAGCCAUUCAUGUACAUCAACAUCUACCAGCUCUUCCGGAAGCACGGGCACGACAAGAACAACCACAAGCCUUUCAACAAUCAGUACAACAACAUCAACAACAUCAAAUUGGCACAUUAUUAUUUGACUAUGAAUGUCCAGGAACCAACUACCUUGUGGCAAAUCUUCUCAACUAUGGGAUUGGUGCCGAUGUCUUUUGGUCCAUGGUUCAUUUCUUCAAGGCCGGAAUGGCAGUCAACCGAGUGGUCCACUUUGUCAAUAAAGAACUUCCUCCACACCUGACACAACAUCAAGCCUAUCGAGAUGGCUGGCAACUGGCAUCGUGUCCACGGGGGGAUUAUCAAUGUACAUUUUCCCCACCAAGCCCGUGUGUGCCCACAUUGGAGGACCUAGAAAAUGGCUAUCAGCUCAAUGCCACGGAACUGCAAGUCCUCCGUAAAGAAGGAACUCUGCCAGCAGGACUCCCCCGCGUUGUCAUGGUGGCGGCAGAUGAGUGGGAUCCAGACUGGAUUUCAUUGAGUCCUAUGAAACUCAAAGCAGAACAGCAGGCACAACGUGUCAUUGCCAAUCUGAUGGACAACAACUACCAAGCAAAGGACCACGAUCCAACACGAGAUGCUCGCAUCAAACUGUUUCGAAAGGUAGUCGGAGAGGGAUGGCGAUUUGGCCGUGCGGCAGGGUCACUGCGGACCAUGCUGGCAGCUUACAUGAGUUACUCCUUGCGGCCGCGACCCACAGUGCGACAACGGAUACGAUCGAAUGUGCAGGAAUCUUUGCCCGUGGGAUUUGAUCCCCACCAAACGGUGGGACUGCCCAUUCGGGCAUCGGAUAAGUGUCAAGACGAAAGUGAAUGUUUGACAUUCCAGCAACACUUGGAGGUUGUGCAAGCCGAGUGGACCAAGAUGCGACAAAACCAUACCACCAACCACGCAAAAGCAGCCUUGCCACCUGCUAUUAUCUUCUCCACCGAGUCCAAAGAGAUCAAGCAGGAACAGGAAAAGUACCAACAGCAACAACAACAACAACCAGCAGUAUCUUUUAUUGUGAAUCAGCAUGACAAUCCUGCUGACACUGGUUUCUACCUAGGGAACCAUGGGGAUGAAGAGCUCCUUUCUGCCCUGACAACACUGCAGCUGCAAAUGCAUGCGCGUUUGACCAUUGGAAAUUGUUGUUCCAACUUUGCCAGGCUCAUGAUGCAUAUGAUGGCAGGUGGGUUUGGGGCUCAUCCAGAUGGGGAAUUUCGGUGUUUGCAGGAUGUAGAGGAUCCUCGAUAUCGACCCUGUUGUUGGAAGAGCGUGGUUUGUUUGGAAAAGAAGGCCAAUGAUACUAAAGUCUUUCUGGCAGAACAACGACAGAAGAACAAUGGUCCAUUAUUGGAAAUAAGUCACGGCUAGCUAGCUGGGUAGCGAACAACUCAUGUUUCACCUUUUACUAGCUAGCUAAAGGUAGCUACCGACAGUUACCAGAUAGCAACAUUUCAUAUCAGCCUGUAUUAUUGUUGAGCAUCGAGUUGCUAUUGUGCGGAGGGAUGUACCGUACCACCGUACCAGUGCUGUAUCGGUACCGGUACAUGUACCGGUAAGUGGUCCCAAGACGACCGGGGACGCACAGAAGCUCUCAGAUCACAAGAUCGCGCGACCGUGCGAAGUUGUCCCUACCACCACAGCCAACAAGCCG
Seminavis robusta is the source of this 2290-nucleotide messenger RNA. NCBI's taxonomy places the organism in Eukaryota, Bacillariophyta, Bacillariophyceae, Naviculales, Naviculaceae. The record is from the annotation of a GenBank genome assembly.